CCAUUUUUUUUUCUCCGUUGUAAAACUAACUUCGAGGCAGAAAAUAUUUAAAUAUGUCAAGAUGCAGAUGUCAGACAGACACCUGAUGGCCCCGUAAAGUGGAGUGGGCACUUACUGUUACUAGUGGAAGAGGUUAGGCUUGGGCACAUCCCGACACGCCAAUAUAACCCCAUAUCUAAUCUCUAAACUCCUCAACCUUAACACAAACCAAAACCCAACUAGCAAUGGUAGCAACUGCCAACGCUUCAUCCCUGCAGCUAUCCUCUACUGCCGUUUAUGGCAGUUUCCGAACUAGUGAUUUCACGUUUUUGGGUGUCUCAAAGCCUCCUCCAUUUCCCUACCAAAAACUAAAAACCUCUGCUGCCAUCAGAUGUCAGUCCACCAGUACCGACGAACCAAAAGCUAAAAGGAAUCUCUUGGAUAAUGCAAGCAAUCUUCUUACUAAUUUCCUAAGUGGAGGAAGUCUUGGUUCUAUGCCUGUAGCUGAAGGUGCUGUUUCUGAUUUGUUUGGUCAACCUCUCUUCUUCUCUUUGUAUGAUUGGUUUUUAGAGCAUGGCUCUGUAUAUAAACUAGCUUUUGGGCCAAAAGCUUUUGUUGUUGUAUCAGAUCCUAUUGUUGCAAGGCAUAUUCUUCGAGAAAAUGCAUUUUCCUUCGACAAGGGAGUUCUUGCUGAUAUACUAGAACCAAUAAUGGGCAAAGGACUUAUACCUGCCGACCUUGACACAUGGAAACAAAGGAGAAGAGUUAUUGCUCCUGGGUUCCAUGCAUUAUACUUGGAAGCUAUGGUCAAAGUAUUCACUGAUUGUUCAGAACGAUCAACGCUGAAAUUUGAAAACCUUCUAGACGGAGAGCAUUCAUGUGGAGGAGAGGCAAUUGAGUUGGACCUUGAAGCAGAAUUUUCAAGCUUAGCUCUUGAUAUUAUUGGACUUGGUGUCUUCAACUAUGACUUUGGUUCUAUUACAAAAGAGUCUCCUGUGAUUAAGGCAGUAUAUGGUACUCUUUUUGAAGCUGAGCAUAGAUCCACUUUCUACAUUCCGUACUGGAAAAUCCCUCUGGCAAGGUGGGUUGUCCCUAGGCAACGGAAGUUCCAGUAUGACCUCAAAAUAAUUAAUGACUGUCUUGAUGGACUCAUCAGAAAUGCAAAAGAGAGCAGAGAGGAAGCAGAUGUUGAAAAACUACAGCAAAGGGACUACUUGAAUAUUAAGGAUGCAAGUCUUUUGCGAUUUUUGGUGGAUAUGAGGGGAGCUGAUGUUGAUGAUCGUCAGCUGAGAGAUGAUCUAAUGACAAUGCUUAUUGCUGGCCAUGAAACAACAGCAGCUGUUCUUACUUGGGCUGUUUUCCUUCUUGCACAAAACCCAUCUAAAAUUAGAAAAGCUCAAGCAGAGAUUGAUUCAGUACUUGGCCAGGGGAGACCAACUUUUGAAUCAGUUAAAAAAUUGGAGUACAUAAGACUUAUUGUUGUAGAGGCCCUUCGCUUAUAUCCUCAGCCUCCAUUGCUUAUCAGACGUGCUCUUAAAGCGGAUGUGAUACCAGGAGGUUACAAAGGUGACAAGGAUGGUUACAAAAUUCCUGCUGGAACUGAUAUCUUCCUUUCUGUAUAUAAUCUUCAUAGAUCUCCAUAUUUUUGGGACCAGCCCCAUGAUUUUGUUCCAGAAAGGUUUCUGGUAGAAAAGAAGAGUGAAGGCAUUGAAGGAUGGGCCGGUUUUGAUCCAUCUCGGAGCCCGGGAGCAUUAUACCCUAACGAGAUUAUAUCAGACUUUGCUUUCUUACCCUUCGGCGGGGGACAAAGAAAGUGCGUAGGAGAUCAAUUUGCACUCAUGGAGUCAACUGUGGCAUUGGCCAUGCUGUUGCAAAAGUUUGAUGUUGAGUUGAAAGGAUCUCCCGAGUCUGUGGAGCUAGUGACAGGAGCAACAAUUCACACGAAGAAUGGUAUGUGGUGCAAGCUAAGGAAGAGGUCUAAUGGCCAUUGAUUCUUUUCAUUUACCAGCAAUUGAGCUUCAGCACCCUGUGUCUAACUCCUGUUGCUGUUGUUUAUACAAGUACAUAAUACAUAUUGUUUUUGACGGAUGGAAGAAGAAAUGUAAAUUUUGGGUCAAGUCAAAAAAUCUGUACUUUUGGCUGAAACGGUAUCAGGUAUCAAAUCUAAAACACCCUACCUUCUCAGGACUCAA
Messenger RNA from Theobroma cacao (cacao), 2171 nucleotides. It is a transcript of the gene CYP97B3, whose product is annotated as cytochrome P450, family 97, subfamily B, polypeptide 3. Gene Ontology annotation, cellular component: chloroplast. The record is from RefSeq and is a predicted model, not a curated record. NCBI's taxonomy places the organism in Eukaryota, Viridiplantae, Streptophyta, Magnoliopsida, Malvales, Malvaceae. Gene Ontology annotation, molecular function: oxidoreductase activity, acting on paired donors, with incorporation or reduction of molecular oxygen; heme binding; monooxygenase activity.